GUCAGUGGACUUUGAUACCUCUCAAAAUGAAGUGCGCAAUCUUGCUAUGUCUGUUGGUCGGACUGAUAGCGGUCAGCGAGGCAAAGAGUUACAAGAAGACAUGGUUGGAGGAAAAGCUUCGUGAUCUGGCUCUAAAGCAGAGACGGAUGGGCGGCCCAAAAGGACCAGGCGGAUCAGAUGAAGGAGACGAGCCUCCUACAGGAUCAAAUCAAGAAGGGGAAGCUCUUGGGGGUCCAGGAGAGGGUGAACAUGAUGGGGAAGGCGAGGAAGGCGGGGAAGGUGAACAUGGACCAUGUUUUACAAUCAAAGACCUGGAAGAUGUUAUUGCUUUCCUGAAAGAGGGUGAAGAAGAAUUUGGCGGCGAAGGUGACAUGGGUCCACCAGUGGCUGGGGGAGAAGGCGGGGCACCUGCUGACGAAGGUCCACUGAAGCGAAAAUACCAGGACGUUUCAUCCAUCGCCAGAACUCUUCUGAAGAUCCUUGCAGACCGCAAGGUAGACAAUUAUUCUUUUAUAUAUCUUACAUAUUUUGCAAUAUCUAUUGCAUUUAUCGCAAGAACAAAUAUGAUUCGGCAAAAUGAAUAUCACUUUUGUAUGUACAAAUGUGAUAUGAAGAAGAUACCAAAGUUAGCAAGAUAA
This is a messenger RNA of Ruditapes philippinarum (Manila clam), 638 nucleotides long. RefSeq lists its product as uncharacterized. The record is from RefSeq and is a predicted model, not a curated record. The coding region runs from base 27 to 638 and encodes 203 amino acids. Lineage: Eukaryota; Metazoa; Mollusca; Bivalvia; Venerida; Veneridae. The transcript is spliced from 3 exons.